CAACAGCCCAGGGAAGGUAGGACGUUGCCUAGAAACACUCAAACAAAACAGGACCUAAAUGGCUGUGUAAAAACAAAGCAAUUGGUGGUUAAACGAACUCACUGACUGGUUCAGAUCAAAAGGAGCGAUACUAGGCUCCUUCUGAGGGGAGGGGAGGGGAGGGUAAAAAAGACUGAUUGACUGACAAGACUCAUUCUGUCGGUCACCAGGCGUAAUUUCCUCGAGGACAUUCGACGGCCCGUUGGUUACAACGACGUAACAAGCUGUAUCGCGAGAAGGACCGAGAACAUGGAAACAAGACAACAAAAAUAAAUUUGUGGACAACAAGCCAGAGUGCAUGAUGGCGGCGUCUCAGCUGCGCCGGGACAAGAGAGCUACUGCCGCCCACUUGAAAGCAGACUUAAACCGGACUGACAAUAGUUCUGGGCUCCGACAGCUUCAGGAGCUACUCGACGCUGUGCUUAAUCCCGAAAAACCAGCGACAGACACAGAAGCUCUCGACUGGUGUAAAUGUCUGAUUGCAGGAGGCGAAUGUUUCGAGGAGUUCUGCAAAACGGUUCGCUCCUAUGACAACGCGACUCUGUGCGGCUUGGUUUGGACGGCUAAUUUCGUGGCAUAUCGAUGCCGGACCUGUGGCAUUUCUCCGUGCAUGUCCCUGUGUGCUGAGUGUUUUAAUAACGGAGACCACACGGGCCAUGACUUCAACAUGUUCAGGAGCCAGGCUGGUGGGGCCUGUGAUUGUGGAGACAGUAAUGUCAUGCGAGACAGUGGAUUUUGUCAGCGGCAUCGGUUGAGAAAUUGGGAAAGUACCCCCUCCAUACCGCUAGAUCUUCUUUUGAUGUCUGAGAUGGUUCUUCCACGUUUUAUCUUGUGUAUCAUACAGUAUCUAAGAGAUGGAUACAUUGAACCAGACACCUCAACUGAGAGAGAUCUACAGAAAGUCCUGCAACAGCUGGAACCUCAGAUCUCCUUCCUGGAAGAGCUCACAAAAAUGGGAGGAGCCAUGAGGACUGUACUGACAAAAAUCUUGACCAAUCAACAAGCAUUCAAGGAGUUGAGCAUGGGCCAAGAAGACAACUUGUUUGCCAAAAAGAACUAUGACAAGUAUUUGUCAGCACUGAAGAAUUCAGGUCUGGUGUCCGUGGAGGAGAAAGCUCAAGGUGCUACAGCUGAUGUCACCGUUGGGGCUGAAGGAGGGGCAGGCGCGAUGGUCUUGCUGGGAACUGGACCAGGGAGCCCCGAUGAGUCAAGUAAAGAGGAGGAUCAAGAUGGAGGACAGUCUGUUGGUCAGAGAAAGAGGGUUAAGCUAAGCAGCAGUACCAAAGACCCAUGCAUUAUCGAAUCACUAAAGCAUAAAUGCUUUCUGGAAGAGUUGCUGUUUUGGACAAUAAAAUAUGAAUUUCCCCAGAAAAUGGUCACUUUCUUAUUAAACAUGCUGCCAGAUCAAGAUUACAAGAUCACAUUCACAAAAACAUUUGUUCAACAUUAUGCCUUCAUAAUGAAAACGCUGAUGAAAAGCCACGAAUCAGAUACGAUGUCCAACCGCAUUGUGCAUAUCAGCGUUCAGCUGUUCAGCAACGAGGAGCUGGCCCGACACAUGACGGAGGAGUGUCAGCUGCUGGACAUCAUGGUCACAGUCCUUCUCUACAUGAUGGAAAGUUGCCUUAUUAAAAGUGAACUUCAAGAUGAAGAGAACAGUCGCCAUGUUGUAGUGAACUGCAGUGAAGCACUGUUGAAGAAUAACACCUACUGGCCCCUUGUUAGUGAUUUUAUUAACAUCCUGUCACACCAAAGUGUAGCGAAAAAGUUCCUGGAAGACCACUCUUUGUUAAUGCUGUGGAUGAGCUUUGUGUCAUUUUUCCAAGGUAUGAACCUGAAUAAGCGGGAGCUGAAUGAACAUGUGGAAUUUGAAUCUCAGACAUACUAUGCAGCAUUUGCAGCAGAGCUUGAAGCCUGUGCACAACCAAUGUGGGGUCUUUUAACACACUGCAAAGUCAAAGAGACACAGGAAUACACUAAAACUGUGGUUCGUUAUUGCUUGGAGACCCUGCAGAUCUGGUUUGAUGCCAUUGGCUUCAUUGAUGAGCCUGCUCCAAAUCAAGUGACAUUUCACCUGCCACUUCACCGCUACUAUGCCAUGUUCCUCAGUCGGGCAGUGAAAUGCCAAGGUCUGGAUCUGGACAGCCUCCUGCCUGAUCAAGAGAUGCUGAUGAAGAUCAUGGUACAUCCCCUCCAAAUACAGGCGAGUCUGUCAGAGAUCCACAGCAAUAUGUGGGUGAGGAAUGGUCUGCAGAUCAAAGGACAGGCUAUGACUUAUGUACAGUCACACUUUUGCAACUCCAUGAUUGACCCAGACAUCUAUCUGCUCCAGGUUUGUGCAUCCAGACUAGAUCCUGACUACUUUAUUUCAAGUGUCUUUGAGAGGUUUAAAGUGGUUGACCUCCUGACAAUGGCGUCUCAGCACCAGAAUGCUGUUUUAGACUCGGAGCAGGAGAGGCCAAUGUUAGAAGGAGCACUGACUUUCCUAGUCAUACUGACAAGCCUUCGCAUUCAUCUGGGGAUGACUGAUGAUGAGAUCCUUCGAGCUGAGAUGGUCUCUCAGCUGUGUAUGAAUGAUCGUACACACAGUGCGCUGUUAGACCUUAUUCCUGAAAAUCCCAACCCAAAGAGUGGUAUCGUACCAGGAAGCUGUAGUUUUGAGGACAUGCUCUCUGCUGUGGCUGAUUUCAAAGCACCGGUCUUUGAGCCUGGAGGCUCCAUGCAGCAGGGCAUGUACACACCCAAAGGCGAAGUGUGGGAGAAAGAGUUUGAUCCCAUCAUGGUCAUUCUCAGAACAGUCUAUCGCCGUGAUGUUCAGUCAGCAAUGGACAGAUACUCAGCAUUUUUAAAACAGUAUGGGAUUCAUACUGGCAACCCUUGGCCACCGUACAAGGAGAGGACUCCUUUGCACUCGUGUUACAAAGGUUUAAUCAGACUGUUGCACUGCAAGACACUGCACAUUGUCAUAUUCACUCUUCUUUACAAGAUAUGGAUGGAUCACCAGAACAUGUCUGAGCACGUGCUGUGCAUGGUGCUGUACUUGAUUGAACUGGGCUUGGACAACCAGGUUCAAGACAACAAGGAGGAUGAGGAGCCUUGCAUUGAGGAGCACUGUCAUGACAGCUGGUUCCCAGGCACCAAUCUCCUAUCCAAUCUUCACCACAUCAUCAACUUUGUUAGGGUUCGAGUUCCUGAGACAGCUCCUGAAAUAAAGAGGGAGACCCCUCCCAGCACCAGCUCUGAAGCUUCUUCUUAUGGCCAGAACUCCAGGCGUCUUUCAGGAAAUUGGAGAGAGAACCUACGAGAAGCUCAGGUGUUCAGCCUCGUAGCAGAACGCAGGAGGAAGUUCCAGGAGAUUAUCAACCGUAGCAACAGUGAGGCCACCCAAGUUGUCAGGCCCAAGAGCUCCUCAACACGCUGGGUCCCACCAGGCACACCCCCACAACUGGUGACUGAGAUCCUGGAGAUACGAGAAAGUAUGUUGUCCCUUCUCAUUAAGCUCCAUCAGAAGAUGUCAUCCAAGCAGAACUCCCUGUCAGCCUCCUGGCUUGAGGAUAUGGACACGAGCCGCGUUGCUCAUGGAGAUGGCAUUACAGCCAUUGAGCGAAUCCUUACCAAGGCAGCCAUACGAAGCUGCCAAAUCAAACGUAGCAUUCAGGAUAUUUGUGGAAAGGUGUCUCCUCCAGUGCCACCAAAGAAAAACAGUCCCACUGACAAGAAAGCCAUGGAUAAAGAAGAAAGACGUCAGAGGGCUCGGGAGAGGCAGAAGAAACUGCUUGCUGAGUUUGCAUCAAGGCAGAAAAGUUUCAUGGAAACGGCCAUGGAUGUUGAAUCUCCUGAAACAGAAGCAGCCAUGGAUUUAGGAUCCUCUGAAGUUAUGGAAUCCGAAAUUCUCUACGACUGUGUGAUCUGUGGACAGAGUGGACCCUCCACUGAGGAUCGACCAACAGGUCUAGUGGUUCUUCUUCAAGCAUCCUCAGUUCUUGGGCACCGCUGCAAAAGCAAGGAGCCUAAGAAUCUACCGACGAGUGAUGAAGAGCACAUAUACCCUGUUGACACAUGUGGCGUGGCUCAUGAUGUCAGGCUCACGCUCAUGCAACAGUUCUUUAAAGAUAGUUCUUGUCUGCAAUCUGUGUCAAUAGGAUGGGAUGGGGGUGUCUACGUCCAGACCUGUGGACACACUUUGCAUAUAGAUUGCCAUAAGUCAUACAUGGAGUCUUUAAGGAAUGACCAGGUGCUCCAGGGUUUCUCUGUUGACAAGGGGGAAUUUACGUGCCCACUGUGCCGACAGUUUGCCAAUAGUGUCCUUCCCUGUCGCCCUGGGCGUGGCACAGAUGGUGGUGCAUGGCACACACCCACAAACAAGAAAAUAUGUGUGCUUGUGAAGGAGGUGGAGGAUCUGCAGGAAAAACUGGCUCUUUUCCCAACGGAGUCUAACUUGAGUAAAGAAAUGGAGCUGGUUAUCAAAGACAUUAAGAACACCACCCAGAAGAAAUACAUGGACUAUGGCAAGAACCCUGGUUCCCCUGACAAUGAUUUUCUCUUCAUGUAUUCAGUGGCAAGGACCAACUUGGAGUUGGAACUUGUGCAUCGGGGAGGAAACCUGUGCUCUGGGGGAGCAAGUGCAGCUGCCAAACGCUCAUGUCUGAAUCAGCUUUUCCAUGUGUUGGCCAUGCACAUGCGUCUUUACAGCAUCGAUUCAGCCUACAACCCAUGGACGAAGUUGACUCAGGUUACGCAAAAUAAUGAGUCGGAUGACUUUGAUGAAGAGAGACCUGAGGUCCCCAUGCUGUUUCGAGAUGUCCCUUCCCUCCUCAUUAUCUUCGUGCUAACUAUGCCACAGCCGCUGCGUAAAGAGCACUUUACCUGUGUGGUCAAGAUGUUGUAUAACCUGCAGUUCACUCAGGCUUUGGCAGCGCUGUCAACAAAGUUCAGCUCAGAGGAAAGGCAGGCUUGGGUCACCUCUGGAGCCCUUAAAAAGAAUUCUGCAAAUUCAGAGAAGUGUUUUGAAGCUCUGCUCAGUCAUGUCAUCAGUGAACUCUCAAAGGACAAGAGUGUUUACAAGGUGAAUGCUGAAGAAACUACAAUGCUCAGCUCCAGUGUGUGGUCCCCACAGUCUAUUGAGUUCAGCCUCCAGCAGUUCUCCCUGCCCUUCCUUCGCCUCUCCUGCCUUCUACAGCAUCACCUCUAUGGAGAAAACCUAACUGGCUGCCUGGAAGAAGAGGAGUUUUCAUCCUUAUCUGUGUGCUUAGGGCUACUACCCUCAGCCCUGCAACCUUCCAACACCGUGCACAGUGCCUCAUGUCUGGAGUGGCCCAUCAGCGCCUUUGACCUGGUGACACAGUGGUGCACUGAGGUCACAGGGCUUUCUCAGAUGCAUGCUGAGCAAUCACUGACCUUGCUGGUUCAAGAUCCUCAGUGGGUAGCCCCCCGCCUUCUUAAGCUACCUGACAACUACAAUAUCAUCUUCCAGUACUAUCACAGAAAGGCCUGCACAGCCUGCAAAAAGGUGCCAAAAGACCCUGCACUCUGCCUCGUUUGUGGCGCUUUCGUCUGUCUCAAAGGUGUAUGCUGCAAGCAGCAGGGUGUCUGUGAAUGUGUUUUGCACUCCCAACACUGCGGUGCAGCUACAGGCAUAUUUCUACUGAUAAAUGCAUCAGUCAUCAUCAUCAUUCGUGGACAUCGUUUCUGUCUAUGGGGCUCCGUUUACCUCGAUGCUCACGGAGAAGAGGAUCGCGAUUUACGCCGAGGCAAGCCUCUCUUCUUAUGUGAAGAGAGGUAUCGAGUGUUGGAGCAACAGUGGGUUUCUCACACCUUUGAUCACAUCAACAAGCGUUGGGGGCCUCACUAUAAUGGACUCUAAGAUCUUCCAAAGCCCACUAAAAAUAACAUAACAAAAGCACACAGUCCAAAAUGAAGAUUUCUUUUUCUUUUUUAAUUUCCUGGCUUGUGUCUGCCUUUAUCAAAAUAAUUGGGAACUUUUAACAUGAUAAGCACAAACAUCUGGUGAGAAUACUUUUGCCACAGCUUUGGUUAAUGUGAAGUUUGGUGUACAGUCAUGCUUAAAAGAUUAACAGGUGUGUGUGUGUGUGUGUGUGUGUGUGUGUGUGUGUGUGUGUGUGUUCAAGUGAUUGAGUGGUUUUCAAAAAAAAAAAAAAAAAUGAAUUUGAUGAAGUUAAAGUAAAUACAUAUAUAUAUAUAAAUAAAAAUGACAACUCCUCCCAGAAAGUCAGUUGGCCUGGAGCAGGCUAAAAAAGCCUGCCUUAUUUAUUGGGUUAAAAAAAAAAAAAAAAAAAAAAAAAAACAAACAAAAAAAAAAAAAAAAAAAAAACAUAAA
Melanotaenia boesemani (Boeseman's rainbowfish) is the source of this 6376-nucleotide messenger RNA. It is a transcript of the gene ubr3, whose product is annotated as ubiquitin protein ligase E3 component n-recognin 3. Bases 338 to 5902 code for a protein of 1854 amino acids. Gene Ontology annotation, biological process: ubiquitin-dependent protein catabolic process via the N-end rule pathway; protein ubiquitination. Gene Ontology annotation, cellular component: ubiquitin ligase complex; cytoplasm. Gene Ontology annotation, molecular function: zinc ion binding; ubiquitin protein ligase activity. NCBI's taxonomy places the organism in Eukaryota, Metazoa, Chordata, Actinopteri, Atheriniformes, Melanotaeniidae. The transcript has 40 exons. The record is from RefSeq and is a predicted model, not a curated record.